Molecule: messenger RNA, 864 nt
Organism: Cryptosporidium ubiquitum
Lineage: Eukaryota; Apicomplexa; Conoidasida; Eucoccidiorida; Cryptosporidiidae
Exons: 1
Coding region: 1-864 (287 amino acids)
Source: RefSeq, a predicted model, not a curated record
AUGUACUCCCAAAAAGUUAAACACCCAUUUGGAGGAUUUAGCAAGUUUUAUUUGGCAAUUGUUACUUUUCUUGUUAUAUCUUUAUGGAUAUUGUCACUUUUCAAUAACAGUUGGCAAAAUUAUGUAUAUGAAACUAAAGGUCUGGGAUAUAUCAAUUUUACCCUAUCACUUAGAGGAUUUUCCAUUAAAUCGAGAUGCAAUAGAACAAGAUAUUUAUGGUCACCAAGCUUUAAUAGUUCCUCCCAGAAUCGUUUAUCCAAAAAUAUUGUAUCUGGCGUCAGUUUAGAAGAGUUUGUUUGUAGUAGAUUAAAUUAUUUUAAUGUAAGUACUUUUGGAGAAGCUGCAGCAGCUAUAUGCUCUAUUGAUAAAUAUCAAUUUCCAAAUGCUCAGACUGCAUGUUAUAACUUCAGAAUGCUUAAUAUUGGAUCAUUAACAAUGAUUGCAGGAAUUAUUGGUUGCCUUGUAUGUGUAAUCUUUGGAUUUAUAACAUUCGUCCUCUCCUAUAGGAAUCUAUCAAUUCCACUUACUUAUGCUUAUACCACUUUAUUUGGCUGCUCAAAUCUUAUUGCAAUGAUCACUUUACCAAUAUAUUAUGUAAAUGCUGGUGGAUCUUGGAUUGCUAUUAACUCUUUUUUUAGUGUAAUACACUUUGGAUACCCGCAAUUCACAUUUAGAUCACCAUCUGUAUCUGAUAUUCAAUUCUUUUGGGGAUACUCACUUGCCAUUCUUGCUUUUCUAACAUCUAUCCUAUUACCAUUAUUUGGAUGUUAUUUUGCCUCGUUGGCAAGUAGUUACCAUGAACUGCUUGAAAAGGAAUCUAAAGAACAUCAAAAAUUUAUACAACAAUAUAAUAACAUUUACUGA